This is a messenger RNA of Teleopsis dalmanni, 1437 nucleotides long. RefSeq names its product scavenger receptor class B member 1-like. NCBI's taxonomy places the organism in Eukaryota, Metazoa, Arthropoda, Insecta, Diptera, Diopsidae. The annotation marks the transcript as partial. The record is from RefSeq and is a predicted model, not a curated record. Gene Ontology annotation, cellular component: membrane; cytoplasm. Gene Ontology annotation, molecular function: scavenger receptor activity. The transcript has 5 exons.
UUUUGCUCACUCCAGACGCUUACUAGUUUGAGUCCAAAACUGGGCUAUUUAUUAUCGAAAGCGAUAUCUGCAGUAUUAACGCUUGCUGAACUAAAGCCAUUCGUCAAUGUUACAGCCGAUCAAUUGGCAUUCGGAUAUGAUGACACUCUAGUGAGUUUAGCGCAUAGAUUUUAUCCGAAACACUUGCGUCCAAUGAGUCAAAUGGGACUACUUAUUGGGCGCAAUGGUACACUAACUGAAGUCUCAUCAAUAAAAACUGGACAUGCUGAUAUGAAUGAGUUUGGAUAUAUUGAUCGUCUAAAUGGAAUUGAUCAUUUGCCAUAUUGGAACCAAAAACCUUGUACGAGUAUUUCUGCUUCAGAAGGUUCUUUUUUCCCGCCCAGAGAACGCACAAAAGCUGAUAUGGUUUAUUUAUACGAUAAAGAUUUAUGUAGAGUUAUACCAUUAAAAUAUCAAGAAGCUGUAGAAAAAGACGGUAUUGAUGCUGAUCUAUUUAACUUAGCAGAAGACUCUUAUGGUGACUCACAAAAUAAUCCUGAUAAUGAAUGUUUCGAUACUAAGGAUUAUGCACCAGUUAAGGGCUUACAAAAUAUAAGCCCAUGUCAAUUUGGUGCUCCGGUUUAUAUAUCAAAUCCACAUUUUUAUGCAGCGGAUACAUCAUUGUUGGAUGCAGUUGAAGGUUUAAAACCCAAUAAAUCUUUACAUGAAACUUUCUUUAAAAUACAACCGAAAAUCGGUGUACCAUUGGAAGGUAAAGUACGUAUACAAUUGAAUUUAAGGGUUACCAGAGCGCCAAAUGUAUUUCCCGUUAAAGAUUUUCGUGAUUUUGUGUUUCCAAUAAUGUGGAUGGAAGAGGGAAUAUCUGAACUUACUCCAGCUAUUCGCCGUUGGAUUUAUUUGGCUACAGUUUUCGCACCAAAUAUUGUGCCCAUCAUUUCAUACCUGAUGAUCGUUAGUGGUGCCUUUGCCAUAAUUUUUACCUUUGUUCGUGUCUACCAAACCUUCGUCUUCGCCUGUGAUCCAACGCUGGAAAUUCUCGAAAUGGGUCGGCGUUCGCUAAGGCGCGGCAGCAGUUUCAUUGCGCAUCAUCAGCACAAGUUUAUGCACCGCGAGAGUUAUACGCUGCUCAGGACGAUGCCGAGCACCUUGGGUGGCGAUGAUAGAGAAGAUGUGUUGCCAAUUAUAAGCAACAACAACAACAGCGAUUCAUAGUAUUUUUUACAUAAAUAAUUCGCUUUAAGCGCUCAAGUUUAUAUAGUUUUCUACUCUCUAGGGUUAAGACGGCAGGCAUAUUUUUAUAAAUAAUUUUUAGUCUAACUUUUAGUAACUAGAAGAAAAACAAAUUGUGAUUUAAGUAUGUAUGUUUAGUUAUUUAGGAGAGAAUGUCUGUCGAUUUGUACAAUUAAGUGUACCUAUGCAGUGCAUAGUACGUAUGUA